Molecule: messenger RNA, 1767 nt
Organism: Ceraceosorus bombacis
Lineage: Eukaryota; Fungi; Basidiomycota; Exobasidiomycetes; Ceraceosorales; Ceraceosoraceae
Source: the annotation of a GenBank genome assembly
AUGACGUCGGCGAUCGCAGCUGAACCGAGCGGUAUAUCGCAUGGACCGCGCACACGCUUUACCGAAGUGUCUUCUCGCAUCUUCGAAGAGUACAAUCGAGGUCCGGAUGUCUGGUCCAUGUUCAAUCCUCUGGUCUUUCCAACUGCCAAGAACUUGGGCCAAGGAUUCAUGAAUUGGCAACCGCCUUCCUUUGUCCUCGAAGAGUUGAAGAAGGAUGUGGGUGAGAGGACAGAUGUGCAUCAUUAUUCGCACCCCAAGGGUAGGCCUAGACUUAGACAGGCUCUCAGCCAAUACCUGAGCAAAAGCCUUAGGGUACCGGACGUCAGCAAAGGCGACGUCUUCGACCAAGGCCAAUUGCCGCAACUCAGAUCGGAAUCGGAUAGACUGCUGGACCCGGAGACCCAAGUUCUUGUCACUGCUGGUGCAAACGGGGGCAUGUAUGCGGCCCUUAAUGCGUUCCUCGAGCCAGGUGAUGAAGUGAUCGUGUUUGAGCCUUUCUUUGAUCGUGAGUCGGGUUCGCGCGGCAUGCGUGUGCCGGCGCGCCGGCUCUGGCUGUGCCAGAAUGAACGCUGGACGGCCAUACUGAACUUACAUUGGUACAUGCGUGUCGGUAAUCGCUCAGAGUACAUCUGUGAAAUCACCUACUGCGGCGGCAAGCCAGUGUACGUGCCAUUGAUCCCACCAUCCAAGCCAGGAGGCGGCAAUGCGGGAGCAGACGAAUGGAAAGUCGAUUGGUCGGCUCUCGAUGCCGCACUUGCUUCUGGCAAAGUGAAAGCCAUCAUCUUCAACACGCCCCACAAUCCCAUUGGCAAAGUCUUCGAGUUGGAGGAGCUGCAACAGUUGGCACGCCGAUGCGUAGAGAUGGACCUGCUCGUAGUUUCUGAUGAGGUGUACGACUGCCUUACCUUUGAUGGCAAGGAACACAUUCGUAUCGCCGCGCUGGAAGGAAUGUGGGAUCGCACCGUAACAGUCGGCUCGGCUGGCAAAUCUUUCGCUGCUACGGGCUGGAGAAUAGGCUGGGUAGCUGGCGCAGAGCACCUCAUCAAGCCCACGCUGGUCAGUCACACGAGAAUAGUGUUCACUUGCAACUCUGCAGCAAGCGAAGCAGCGGCAGCAGGUCUCGAACACGCCAUUCAAUCCGACUUUUUCGACCAGCAAAGCAAAGAGUACGAGGCUAGGAGGACAAAGUUGACGAACAUGUUGGACAAGCUUGGAUUACCGUACACUUUGCCUCAUGGCGCCUACUUUAUCAUGGCGGACAUGAGCCGCCUGCAGAUUCCGGAGGGGUUCGAGUUCCCCAAGGACGUGGCUUCGAAAGCAAAGGAUUUCCAGCUCGCUUGGUUCGUUGCCAAGAUCGCUGACGUGGUGACGUGAGUCUUGCGAUGGUAGAGCUGCAUCGCCAGAAGCCGAUGUUGGCCAAGAUCUGCAGCGAAAGAUUCGCGCUCUGCGAACCGCAGCGAGGGAGAAGCGAGGCAAGGACUGAGCUGAGUUGAUCUGCCCGUCUUGACAGAAUUCCGACCACCGCUUUCGUUUCGGAUGAACACUGGCACUUGUACGAGAACUUUCUUCGCUUUGCCUUCUGCAAAGACGGAGGCGAGAUCGAGGAGGCUGCCGUCAGGCUCGAAAAAGUAAGUUUCUGUACCAACUUAUGUUUAAUGACCGAAGCGCAAUCGUUCCUGCAGUGUUUCAAUGGCUCGGCGUUGAGAUUCACAGCUGACGACUGACGUUGUUUGUCCGCCGCAGCUGAGGCCUUAUCUCAAGAAGUAA